Molecule: messenger RNA, 1320 nt
Organism: Fusarium tjaetaba
Lineage: Eukaryota; Fungi; Ascomycota; Sordariomycetes; Hypocreales; Nectriaceae
Product: cmgc srpk kinase
Exons: 3
Coding region: 1-1320 (439 amino acids)
Biological process (GO): spliceosomal complex assembly; protein phosphorylation; regulation of mRNA processing
Molecular function (GO): ATP binding; protein kinase activity
Source: RefSeq, a predicted model, not a curated record
AUGGAAGGAACAAGCGUCUCUCCUCCACCAACCCCAACAGCCCCUUUCGAAGAGAGGCUGGAGAACUGCGUAUCACCUGGCGAGGAUCCUGAGGCUUACCGACCAGGAGGCUAUCACCCGGUCAACCUAGGAGAUGUUCUCAACGAAGGCCAGUACAAGAUUAUUCGAAAACUUGGAGAAGGGUAUUUCUCCAUUGUCUGGCUUGCCCAUGACCUGAUGAACUCUUGCUACGUAGCACUGAAGAUUCUGGUCUCAGAUGAGGCAGAAAAAUCCCAGGAGUUGCAAAUCUUGCGUCACCUUACCCAGGUUGCUCCUUUGACAGCACCCCAGCGAAUCACGCAGCUUCUCGCCGAGUUUGAACAUAAAGGUCCCAACGGCACACACAAAUGCCUUGUUUUUGAGCCCAUGGGACCAUCCGUCAAUCAAAUGCUUCUGGAGCUUGCCGACAGGGAAAAGAAAUUUCCGAGUGAGAUGAAGUAUCCGGUCCAAAUGGCGAAGCGUAUUCUCAGGGAUUCACUGGAAGGGCUAGCAUUUCUUCAUAAGCAUGGUAUCGCCCAUGCAGACUUUCAACCGGGAAAUAUGCUGUUCUCGCUCAACAACAUCAAUUCCUGUGACGAAGCGACCCUACGUCAGAAGGAAACGCCGAACGAGCGCUAUCGUAUCAAGAGAAUUGAUGGCAAGAAAGACAGAUGGGCACCCGAAUAUCUGUGGACUGCAGAGCCGCUAACGGACUACACGAGUAUUGACGAAAGCCUCAAAAUUAAACUAGCUGACAUGGGCGGCGCAUACUUCCUCAACGACCCUCCAACGGACUCCAUAGUUCCAUGUGCCCUUCGCGCCCCAGAGCUAGUCCUCAAAGGAGAAAUCGACAAGACCCAGGAUAUCUGGAGCUUCGGGUGUCUCGUUUUCGAAUUGUUCGCCGGAAGGCCUCUCUUCUACGUCUUUGGUGGCUCAACCGAGGACGAUCCUUCCUUGCUAGAUGACGAAUAUCUUCUUGAGAUCGUGGAUAGGCUUGGUCCACUUCCCGAUGAGCUUUACAGCCACUGGAAGACCUCUUCGCGCUAUUACACCCAGGAUGGGACUAAGUACAAUUGUAUGAUUGGUGGUGUCCCCGAGGGUAGGGAGCCGCUUAUGCUAAAACAAUGUUCCAUGGAACAAGCCUUCCACAGGAAGAGUCCCGAAAUGACAGAGGAGGAGGCACAGGAGGUGAAGAAACUUAUCCGAUGGAUUCUUCAGUACGAUCCGGCCAAGAGACCCUCAGCUGAGGAGAUCCUCCGUCAUUCAUGGUUUGCGGAAGAUUCAACUGAGCAGGCUGAGUAA